UACUCUGCACUCUGCAGUCUGCACUGCAGCACCACACCAGCAGCAGCUUCGCCUGUCCUCUCUGGCUGGCAUGGCGUCUUCCGGCGGCGGGCGCUCACCGGCGACGGCGGUCUUAGACGACCUGGUCGAUGUUCGUGACCGUGUGGCGAUGCUGCAGACCGUGCUGCAGGAGUCUUCGCCUGAGGCGACCUUGGAGGCGGGGGAGCUGGUGGACGGGAUGAUGGCCAAGCUGUCGAGCGCCUUGUCCGCCGUUCUCAGCACCGGUGAUGGCGGCGUGGCGUCGUCGUCAGGAACAGGCCGGGGACUGGGCGGGAGGAGGAAGAGAUCCGGCACGGCGUCAUCCGGGCCGCACCGCCGGAGCAGCUCCAGGAGAAGGAUGAAGAGCCCUCUAAUCAAGACUGUCACCGCUACGACGCUCACAGAUGGCAAGUCAUGGAGGAAGUACGGUCAGAAACAGAUAAACGACUCUACUAACCCGAGGAGCUACUACAGGUGCACGCAUUUGCCAGAUCAAGGCUGCAAGGCCAAGAGGCACGUCCACGUAUCCGAGUCCAACCCGUCGGAGUACACCAUCGACUACUAUGGCCAGCACACCUGCAAGGAUCCCUCCACAUUUCCAUCACUCAUCGUCCAAGGGGCCGCCGACGCUGCCCCGCUGCCGGACUGCGCAAACCUCAUCAGCUUCGCGCCCAUCAAUGGAGCCAACCGUGCUUUCACUACCAGCACGAGCACGAGCGCUUUUUCUCAUCAUCUCAUGAAAGAAGCGUCUGAUUAUCAUCCUAUGCUCUUCUCCCGCUUCUCCAACUACAGCUCCUCGCCGCCGGCUCAGGAGGGCGUGUCCAGCGGCUCACCGUCGCCGGCUUGCCACAGGAAGUACAUGCAGUACGCCGGCGGGCAGUUCAUCAACGUUACUGGCUUAAGGACAUCACCGUUGACUGUGGGAUCAGCGCCGGCGGAGUACUGGCCGGUGGUGGAGGUCACCGGCGUCGACAUGGAUGUUGCCGCAGGCAUGGACACGUACAGCUUCCCUUCCUCGCCGAGCAGCCUCGGGUUCAUGUCAGGAUCGUUGGGGGGAUCAUUUGGCAACAACGUUUACGACGACGACCUGUUCAGCUUUGAUUCCUGACCAUGCCUAUGUACAUGCAUGCUAAUUGAGCCAUAACAAGGGCUUGCGCAAUUUGCACGGGCCGGGUAAUAGUAAUGAUAAUAGGGUGUACUGUCUAUGUAUGUGUAUAUUGGCCAAUAUUGGGCAUGUGUGGAACUGUGGAUAUGAACAAAAAGGUAGCUAGCUAGUAAUCUGUACUGUAUUGGCAUGUCAAGUGUAAAUAUAUACAUAUGUAAGUUUGCCUGCACGACCUUAA
Molecule: messenger RNA, 1361 nt
Organism: Aegilops tauschii subsp. strangulata
Lineage: Eukaryota; Viridiplantae; Streptophyta; Magnoliopsida; Poales; Poaceae
Biological process (GO): regulation of DNA-templated transcription
Molecular function (GO): sequence-specific DNA binding; DNA-binding transcription factor activity
Source: RefSeq, a predicted model, not a curated record